Brenthis ino (lesser marbled fritillary) is the source of this 435-nucleotide messenger RNA. Lineage: Eukaryota; Metazoa; Arthropoda; Insecta; Lepidoptera; Nymphalidae. The record is from the annotation of a GenBank genome assembly.
AUGCUUCGAAUAUCUUUAGUCGUUUUAUUUGUUGUGGUUGUUAACGCAAAUGAGUUCUUGUCUCUGCGAUCAAGAGGAACAACUUUGAAACCCAUUUCAACGUGCUGCGAUAUUCCAGAGUUAGGUGACGCUAAACCGUUAUCUGACUGUUCUAAUCCAAGACAAUCUGGGCCGUGCAACGACGUCCAAUGUGUAUUUGAAAAGUCUGGUUUUCUCAUAGACAAACAUACACUUAACAAAGAGGCGUACAGGGCGCAUCUAAGGCAGUGGGUAGAGGGGCAUAAGGAAUGGGAAGACGCUGUAGAGAAGGCCAUUAAAGACUGUGUGGACAGAGACCUGAGGCAGUACCUAGAUUACCCUUGCAGGGCCUACGAUGUUUUUACUUGCACUGGCAUUGCUAUGUUAAAGAAAUGCCCAAAAGACGCAUGGAAGUGC